GUUAUCUCACGUUGGUCCACCUUUUUCAUCAAGAGAAGGUUUCCAACUGACACCAUGGGCAAAAAUCGGUCCAGGAGGAACAAAAUUGCUCCUAAGGCGCGAACCAACUUGGAAGGGAAAGAAAAGCUUUCAUCUCAGGAUCUCAGACAUCAAAUAACUCUCUCCCAAUCCAGGCGUGAAACACAAGACAAAUCUUGUGAACAGAGUUUCCACUCUAAAGCUCCAAAGAGUUCUCAUCCAAAGGAUUCUCAGGCAGAAAUAGAAAAAUUCGACGCCAACUCCCCCAUAGUUCGAAAGUUAAUCGGAUGGCUCAACAAGGAGGGAGAGGCCCGGUCCCAGCGAACCGGGAGAGAGACGGGCCAAGGAGAGGAUGAGGAGGUGGAAAGUCAGAGCCGCAUAUCAGUGCACAAGAGGAUGCGCAAAAAUGCAUCCCAAAGGCUGGGACCCAGAACUGAGGAAUCUGGAGAAAAUUCUGGGGGUCCCGGCAAUGAAGAUGCCAAAGACAUCCUCAAAUUGAGAAAAGAAAUGGAGGAACUAAAGAGGCAGGUUGACAAGGAUGGGUCUUUUGGACCCACAGUAGAGAUAAUUUCUCCCUUCACUGCCAGAGUGAUGAAAGCUCAACUGCCUAGGGGUAUGAAAGCCCCUGAAAUCCGUUAUAAAGGAGUCACCGAUCCCAAUGAUCACUUGGCCGCGUACCAAACUCACAUGUUGAUGCACGCCGUGGAAGACGAGAUCCAAUAUCGCCUCUUCGUAGGAACCUUGGAGGGGCCGGCCGUAAAAUGGUUCCUCACCCUUCCUAACGGGACCAUUGAUUGCUUCAAAGAUCUUGCUCAACUUUUCCUCAACGCCUAUGGAGGAAGGUCGGGGGAAUUGUUCAGGAAGUUAGAUUACGAUACCCCUACUUCUUACAAAGCUAUGAUGGCUAAGGUUAACAAGUUCUGCGCUACAGAAGAGUCAGAUCGCCUGAAAGGAAAGAGUGAAGGAGCCUUGCAUAAAGGUCCGGACAAAGAAAAGAGAGGAGAAAAGGCCAAGGCGACCACUCUCUCCAUCCCUACCCUCAAGUCACUGGCUGCACCGGUGGCAGAAAUUAAGAGCAAGGAGGAUGGUGGACAGAAGAGGAGACGUGGAGACCAAAAAAGAAGGCAGUGGCCCUAUGACCCAGAAAAAUAUUGCAACUUCCAUAGAAGGCCUAGACACGCCACCGAAGAAUGCCAUUUCCUCAAAAAGAUGGAAGGAGAGAUGAAGGACAAGGAACCGAAUGCUAAUCGGGAGCCGAACCAAGGAGGCCAAGCGGCCAAGAGAGGAAGGAGGGAGCCCAUUGUCUUCUUAGACGAAGAUUUACCACUCAUUCCUAGCCCUCAUCGGACUCCUCUGGUAAUUUCUAUGGCUAUUCACAAAUUUUUUGUCAAUAGAAUAUUGGUGGACACCGGAAGCAGUGUCAAUGUGUUGUACUGGGAGGCGGCCCAGCAAUUAGGAAUCAGGAAGGAAGAUCUCACAAAGCUUAACAUGCCCCUGUCCGGUUUCACUGGAGACAUAAUUGAACCGGAAGGGUCCAUUAAAUUGGACAUCAUCAUAGGCGAGCAUCCUAGGGUGAGGCAUAUGAGGAUGGAUUUUUUAGUGGUCGAUAUCAAAUGCGCUCACAAUGCCAUCUUAGGGAGGCCUGGGCUAGAGGACUUGGGAGGUGCACUAUCCCUAGAACACCUGUGCCUCAAGUUUAGGACUCCCGAAGGUGUUGGGAGGGUCCUUGGCGAUCAACCCGCAGCCAAGAAGGCCUAUCUAAGUGCCUGCAAGAGGAUAGACAAGGAGAACCUCAACAUCCAAACCAUCGGGCAUGUUUUUGAAGAUAAAGAAAGGAGAGAGGAGGACCGUGAGAGGCCCAAGCCAGCUGUGGAAACGGAAGAGGUGGCGCUAUUCCCGGAGGGAGAACCAGAGAAGGUUGUGAAAAUCGGUUUAGGGCUAGAGGAGAAUACCCGUGAAGAUAUCAUCCGAGUAUUAAGAGAAAACUCGGUCCUCUUCGCAUGGGAAUCCAAGGAUAUGCCCGGAGUCGAUCCCUCAGUCAUUUGCCAUAAAUGGAACAUCAAGAGGUUAACUCCCUAUUUCCAAGCUCACCCAGUAAGAAUCAUGACGGACCAGCCUUUGGGAGUAGUUUUGAGGGACCCAUCUUCUUCAAGAAGGGUCAUCAAGUGGGCUAUGGUCCUCUCUCAAUAUGAUAUUUCUUACCAGCCCCGUUCCAGCAAGAAGGGCCAGGUCAUUGCCGAUUUUAUGGUGGAAUGCACAGCAAGAGGAAAGCCAGAAGAGGAUGGGACCGGAGGAGGAGCGGUCCUCACCUCCCCCGAAGGCUUCAAGGCUUAUCAUUCCUUCAAGUUCACAUUUCGGGCCACCAACAAUGAAGCGGAGUAUGAAGCCCUCAUUGGAGGAAUCCAGAUUGCCCUAUUCAUGAGGAUAAAACACAUUCGCCUUAAAUCCGAUUCAAAACUGGCCAUCGGGCAGCUAAAAGGGGAAAUGGAGGCCAGGGAAGGAAGGUUGAAAAGAUACAGGGAUUGCGCCAGGACUCUACUGGGACAAUUUGAGUAUUAUGAACUCAUAUAUGUUCCAAGGGAGGAGAAUGAGGAAGCGGAUAUGCUUGCCAAAUUAUGUAGGACCAUUCCCGUCCACAUGGAGGGUAUGGUAAGACAGCACGAGAAGACUUGUCCUGUUUGGGAAGAGGCGGUCCCUGUCCUUGAGAUAUCCGGUCCAGGAGAGACUCCCUUCGCCUUGGCCUAUGGCUUUGAGGCAAAGGUGCCAACCGAGGUCUUGGUCCCUAGUACAAGGGUGGAGGCAUACACCCCGAUCCUCAACGAGCAGUUAAUGGAAGUGGAUUCCCACUUCACGCAAGAAAGGAGGGAUGAUGUGGCGAUAAAAGCGGAAGAGUACCAGCGACAAUCCAAAAGAUAUCACGACAAGAAAACUAUACUUCGGGCAUUCGAAGUAGGCGAUUGGGUCCUGCGUAAAAGGGAGAAGAGUCAGCUUACUAAAGGAGGAAAACUGGCCCAGAAUUGGGAAGGACCGUAUUGCGUGGAGAGAGUGGUGCGUGCAGGCACCUAUCAACUGGCUACUUCUGAAGGAAAAACAUUGGACAAUUACUGGAAUAUAGAGCACUUGAAGAAAUUCUACCAGUAGGAGCUGGUCCGUCCAAGUUUUUAUUUGGUUAUGAGCAUCACUUUUAAGAUGUUUUCUACUUCCCCUUUUUUUUAUUAAAUGGUUUGUGCGUUG
This is a messenger RNA of Cuscuta campestris, 3252 nucleotides long. NCBI's taxonomy places the organism in Eukaryota, Viridiplantae, Streptophyta, Magnoliopsida, Solanales, Convolvulaceae. The record is from the annotation of a GenBank genome assembly.